This is a messenger RNA of Chrysemys picta bellii (western painted turtle), 1053 nucleotides long. RefSeq names its product mitochondrial ribosomal protein L42 (gene MRPL42). Gene Ontology annotation, cellular component: mitochondrial large ribosomal subunit. The record is from RefSeq and is a predicted model, not a curated record. Lineage: Eukaryota; Metazoa; Chordata; Testudines; Emydidae.
GGAAAUAUACAUCACUGCUUCCGGGCAUCGCGAGGAAGGCAUUGGGCCAGUACCUACAGACUGAUUGAUUCAUUGAACAUCUCUCAGUUGAAUCUGUGGAGCCUCACAGAACAAGAUGAUGGCGCCACUCUCUGGGCCGGGCCAGACCAAAGAGAAGGCGGAAGCAGUGGAGCUUAACUUUUCUGAGUGUGGCUCUUUGUAAAAAGCCUUUACAGUAUUUCACAGUGAUGAAACCUGCUCCUUCAGAAGUGUGUGCUGCAGUAAAAAGGAUACCAUUUGCGUCCAGAAUAUUUCUUUCUCCAGCACCAAUUUUCUGUCUCCUGUGACCAUGGCAAUAGCAUUGAGAAGAGCUGUGUGGUCCAAUACUAUGUGGAUGCAUGUAGCAACAUUCAGUAGGCAGGCCUCAGUACAGAGGAAUGUUCUAGGCAUCAGUGGGCAGAAUCCUAUUGAUUUUGAUGAAAAUCGGAAAACCAGGACAGCCUGCUUUACAGGAAAAUCAGACUGCCUAGUACUGCAAGGCAAAGGAAUCUCUGUGGUGCCCCCUGCUGCUGCAUAUCAGAGGCAGUAUCUUAACUUGCAUGGGGAGAUUGUCCGUAGCCUGGAGUAUAAGAAAAAUGGAGCAGUGCAUUGUGCUCGCCAUAAAUCUACAUAUUCAGUCCUUCCAGAAGACUAUAACUGUAAAGUGGAACUUGCCAUGACAUCAGAUGGAAGGACAAUUGUCUGCUACCAUCCUUCAGUUGAAAUUCCAUAUGAGCACACAAAGCCCAUACCUCGACCAGAUCCAGUGGAUAACAAAGAAGAAACACAUGAUCAAGUACUGAAAUCUAGAUUGGAAGUGAAGGAGCUAAAGAAUAGCAAAGGUCCUACAUUUGAGGAGCUCAGCAAAAUGUUUUAUACAACAAAACAUCGCUGGUACCCUGUGGGACAGUAUCAGAGAAGACGCAAGAAACUCAAUUCUCCUAAAGACAGAUGAUUACAAUAAUUUGUGUCUCUGCUUUGUGUCAUUAACCAUACUGGAAAUUAAACCACAAAAACAGGAGUUUUGCUGAUCAA